Talaromyces rugulosus is the source of this 1980-nucleotide messenger RNA. RefSeq lists its product as uncharacterized. Gene Ontology annotation, molecular function: serine-type peptidase activity; protein binding. The record is from RefSeq and is a predicted model, not a curated record. Gene Ontology annotation, biological process: proteolysis. Lineage: Eukaryota; Fungi; Ascomycota; Eurotiomycetes; Eurotiales; Trichocomaceae. The transcript is spliced from 3 exons. Bases 1 to 1980 code for a protein of 659 amino acids.
AUGGCAGCUACAACAACGGCACAGUUCGGGACAUGGAAGAGUCCUAUCACAGUGGAGACCAUCACUGCGGAAAGCAGUGAUAUAAUUGAAGUAGCCACAACUCCUGAUGGAAAGAUCUACACAGUUGAGGCCCCACCCAGCGUGGAUGGGAGAUGCACCAUUUUUGAGUACCAACAAGGAGCGCGUCAUGAAGUGCUACCAGCUACCUAUAGUGCUCGGACCGCUGUAUAUGGAUACGGUGGAUCUGCACUGGCAGUAACGACAAAAGGAGCCGUGAUUUUUGCGGAUUGGAAAACCAAAGGAGUCUUCUCCCUCGACCCUGCCACGCAGAAUGUGACACCUGUGGUGGAUACAGAUCCCCAGGUAUUCUUUGCCGACUUCGACGCCCAUCCGAUAAAUUCACAGUGGAUCCUAGCAAUUCGCGAAGACCAUCAUGUCCAACCGGAGGAGAAGAAUACUCUAGUUGCUUUGAAUACUUCAGAUCGCAGUGUCCAUGUUUUGGCUUCAGGAGCCGACUUUUAUUCGUCGGCCCGGUUUAAUCCUGCUGGAGAUCGUAUCUGCUGGAUCCAGUGGAGCCAUCCUGAUAUGCCAUGGACGGGUACUAGGCUAUUUGUCGGUUCGUGGACAGGGGACGGCACAGUUACCGACGUGAAGGAGAUUGAUGGCGAAGCACGUAAUGUAAGUAUCAAUAAAGCAAAAUGGGGGCCUGAUGGAACACUCUUCUAUACGAGCGAUCGCUCAGGUUACUGGCAACUUCAAGCGCUACGCCAGGGGUCUGAGAAGCCGCAACCCAUUGUGCUUAGUGGGCUUGAAAAGGGCGAAUUCUCCUCGCCCGAAUGGAUUUUAGGCAGCUCCACAUUCAUACUCCUCACGGAGGACGCAUUGAUUGCCACCUGGACUAAGGAUGCACGAGAGAUUCUACUUUCGAUUCAACUGUCUACUUCAACAUAUUCGACCCUUUCGGAAAGUCUUACAGGAAUAGCAAACAAAGCGUUACAGAGGCUAUCUGACAAGGAAUUUGUGGUCAUCGCGAACAGCCCUACUAAGCCCAAAGCUCUUUACCGUAUUGAACUCAGCCAAUCUCAACCGCAAUUAAACGUCUUAAGGUCAUCUCUAUCUUUAGAUAUAUCUGAAGAAUUCUACUCCAAGGCAGAACAUAUCUCGUUCCCCCGCACACAAGGUUCGGGUAAACUUGGAACCAUCGCUCAUGCUUUCUUCUUUCCACCACAAAAUGCGAACUAUAGCGGGACGCCAGGAACUCUUCCGCCAUUGAUUAUUGAAAUGCAUGGCGGACCAACUGCCAACGUGAGUCCAGGAUUAUCGCUCCAAUGGCAGUAUUAUACUUCUAGAGGGUAUGCUAUGGCUAUGCCGAACUAUGCCGGCUCUUCUGGAUAUGGACGUGAUUACCGCGACUCCUUAGACGGUGCAUGGGGAGCUCUAGACCCAGCUGAUGCGGCUAGCUGCGUUGAUUAUCUUGUCAGUACAGGCCGCGUGGACGUAUCUCGUGUAGGGAUUAUGGGAGGCAGCUCCGGUGGACAUGCAGCCCUCGAGGCCAUCUGGAUGUUCCCAUCCACCUGGUCUGCAGCAGUGAGUCGAUACGGUAUCAGUGACCUGGAAAGACUUGUUGUCGACACUCAUAAAUUCGAAAAACAUUAUGCUUUCCGCCUACUGUUCGGGGAAACCGUACCGGAUGACGAGGAUCAACGCCGCGUGGUAUAUCGAGAGCGUAGUCCACGUUUUCAUUCUGAGCAGAUUACGGCCCCUGUUUUACUUUUACAGGGCAGCGAAGACAAGGCAGUCCCGCCGAGCCAAACAGAGAUGAUGGUUCGAAGCAUCAGAGAGAACGGUAAAAUAGCCGAAAUGAUUCUCUUCGAGGGAGAAGGGCAUGGGUUCCGAGGCCUUGAUAACCAACGCAGGGCUUUCAAAGAACAAGAUUUCUGGUGGCAGAAAUACCUGGUCCGAGAAGAUGACCACGCUUAA